Molecule: messenger RNA, 2859 nt
Organism: Linnemannia hyalina
Lineage: Eukaryota; Fungi; Mortierellomycota; Mortierellomycetes; Mortierellales; Mortierellaceae
Source: the annotation of a GenBank genome assembly
AUGGAGGAACGCAACAGAACGCUUUCAUGGGCCCGUCAAAUGUCGGAGAGAAACGCACGCCAGGACUUGGAGGCGAAGCGGAAGGCGGCAAUGAGACUGAAGGACAAGGGCGAAGCACCAAAGCCAGUCUAUACCUACCGGUCUCCCAAGCUCGUCCCCGGAGAUGUUGCCGAGCUCUUUGGUGCAGAAUCUAUCCAAAACCGCGCGGUCCUCCCGGGUGACUUCGUCGAGAUUCGCAAAGGUGGAGCUGCAAUCUGUGGAAUCUACACCCAAAGCUUUGAUCAGGCAGAGGACAGGCUACAAUCGACCAGUAUCGUACAGGGCGAUCAAGUACUAGGCCACAGGACUGCAGACGUCGUCUUUCGCAUUCCUGGAUAUAUUUUUCGAGACAACGUCAAAGCCAAGCUGGGACAUUGGGACAUCGCCGCCAACCCCACGACUCCGCCACAAGGCACUGGAAAGGUCGUAUCGGCUUUCGCGGAUCAGGCCAGCUUGCUGAUGGGUACCUUUUAUACCCGCUUCAACACCCUCUACGAUACCUUUUGGCAUGGCCGCAAGCAAACGAUGCUCACUACACCGGAGGCAGCUCGAUAUGUGUUUGGCAAAGAGGACAGCAACAGUAGCCCACUGACGCUACAGGAACUCUAUGCCACCCACGUCUUUCUCACUCAGGACAGCAGUUUGACGAGAUUUGUCCCAUCGGCUGCUGUUCGAUGGACAGGAGAGUUUACGAUCCGUCGGCCUCAGGAAGUUUUGCUGGCAGAGACAGUAAUUGAUUGGGUGCGAAAGGACGACCCUCGAGUGUUUCAGUUCAUACAAAAGGCCAAGGAGCUGGUGGAAGGCAGCCGGAGAGGCGACAGAUCUGGCUGGAAGGCGACGAAGUUCACAGACUCGGAUCGUACGCUGAUCGAGUUUGUGCGUCAGACGGCGAUCAGCGGGUACAGCGAUCUGUUUGGUGUGCCACAGCUGGCUUACCUUCCUCGCCUGCUGAGACCCUUGGGCAUAUAUGACGACAUUGAUCCCAGGACGGCGUUUGAGUUUUUGACGGAGAUUGGGGUGUGGCCAAGGUGGUAUAACAUGGAAAUCAACCGAUCGGCAAUUUCGCUCACCAGCGGAGGUGUGGAAGAGCAGGCCAUUAUUGCCAGGAUUCAAAGCCUACAUCCAGAAUCGCUGCAGCAAGACUUUGAUAAAGAUUUGGCACGCCUCCAGCAGGAAUCCUCAUCAACUAAUGCAACAACUCUCAAGGGUGCAGACGUUAGCAAAGGCGAGACCAACAGCAGGAGCCCAUUGGUGCUGGAAAGCCCUACGGAGAUGUACAAGCAUGAUCCAUGCGAUGCCAUUCGCCACGACUUUGGUCACCAGCCCAUUUACGCCAUUGACGACCCCUCGGCUUCGGAACUGGACGACGCAUUUUCGAUCGAACCCGUGCCAGUGACGACAUUGACGCCCGAGCCAUCCACUUGGGUUCAUGUCCAUGUUGCCGACCCAACAUCCAUCCUCCCUCCGCUCCAUGAGAUGGCGACACUUGCCAGCGAGAGGGUCCAGACGACGUACCUUCCUGAGGGCACUUGGCCAAUGCUUCCUCGCGCCUUAACAGAGGAAACGCUUAGUCUCAAGAACGACGGUCGGCCCAAAAAGGUCAUGACAUUCUCCGCACGACUUCAGGAUAGCAACGGUGGGAUUCUGGAAUACAAGGUUCGCCCAGGGAUCGUCAGGAAAGUUGUCACCCUCAACUAUGACGACGUGGACGAUGUCAUUGCCUGGGAUCGAGUUCAUGGCGGUCGUGCCGAGGGAAACCGCGUCCGUUCGUCCUUUAUGACCAUGCCGGAAGACCGUGCGCUGGAACGCACGUAUUACCGCUCCACCAAGGGUAGUGUUUCCACCGAUGACACUGCAUUGGUCAAGGAAUUGAACCAUCUUCAAUCGGUUGCUCAAAGACACACCGAUGCCCGACUCCGGAGAGGAGCUUUCAAUUUCUCUCUUGGACGACCCAUGAUCGAGCUCACCCCGUAUCCCGUGCCGCGUGUCGCUGAGGGAGACUGGCAAGGGCCAAUCGACUACUCGCACAGUCCUCUUUGGCAGGAGCCUCAGAUCACAGUUCGGCUCGACCCAGCCUUUGCAUCGCCUUCAAGAUUGAUGGUAGCAGAGUACAUGAUCAUGGCGGGACGUGUCGCAUCGAUGUUUGCGCAGGAGAAAGGACUGCCGACCCUUUUCAGGAACCAACCUGCACCCGCGGAAAAGUACCGGGAGGCCUUUGAGGAGACGAUCCGCACCAAGACUAACCCUCGAACAGGCAUCCUGAACAUGGUCGAUAUGCUCCCCUUGCGGCCAUACAUUGCUGGUGCGGAAAUCUCGACGAAUCCCUUGGGCCAUUGGUCGAUGGGUAUUCACGACGGCUACUGCAAGGUGACCUCUCCUCUGCGGCGAUACUCGGAUAUGAUUGCCCAUUGGCAGAUGAAGGGUGCUCUCCUUAACAAACAUGCGUCAUCGUCGACCUCCGCUAUCGUCACGACUCCUCCUAUCUUCAGUCUCGAUACGUUGUCACCACUUGCAGGAGUGAUCAGAGAUCGGGAGCGCAUGCUGGGUAUGCUGGAAGCCCGGUCGGUGAAGUACUGGCUCUUUGAGAUGCUGCGUCGCCGGAUCGAUGGUGGCAUGUCCACAGUAUUCGACGGGAUCAUCCUCAAUCCUACCGCAGACGGAUACAACGUGAUCUCAACUCUAUUGGGCUUUCAGACGGUGGUGAAAGCUGAGCCUGGCGUUAUGGGGGCGAGCAAGAUUGGCGACCGUGUCAUCUUUGAGGUGGAUAAUUGCAACCCUCAGCGGCCCUACAUUGGAGGUCGUCAUUUGUCUAUGGCAUAG